AUGAAAAACGUACGGUUUGAGAGAAUUCCUGAGAACUCGGAUGGUCUUUCUUUUAACGAAUUUUUAAAUAUGAAUGAAGAAAUUUCUUUUAGAGCCUCCGAUGUUCAGUGCACGAGGAAAGUACCGAAGACGGUAUCGCGAACAGUUUGAAAAGGUUUUAGAGUUGGGACAAGAUUUGUUAUUUUUUGUUCUCCAGCUAAAAGUUCAUCCGGGUGAGACGGAAAUUCCUCUGGAUAACUUGGCAGAGAGGGUUGAUGAUGCGAAUGUAUCUCUCAACAGUGCGCAGGUAUCAUGGGGUUUUCAUAAAAGUUCGAAUUAGUUUUUCAGAAAAGAGCUAUCCGCGAAUACAGUGCAGAUAGUGACCGCGACAUGGUAGAUCUGAGUGAUUUUGAGAGCAUGGUAACUUUUUCUCAAAUUCAUUACAAAAAUGAAUCGAAACACAGUUAACUUCGAAAAGAGCCCAACCCUCGAGGAUGAAACGUAUCAUGUACGACAUUGCUGACCCUGUCAUCAGUGAGUCACAGAAAGUCGAGGUUUGUCAGAAGAAAUUAAUUUGUCUCUAAUAAAUAGUGAAUUCGGUUCUCAGGUUCGCUCUUAUAUCGACUCCUACAAUUGUUUCCCUCCCCCGAUCUUCAUCCUACUCGUAACAAUUAUCGAGGUAACCGGAAAAGUUGAAAAAAACCAAAGCAUUGGUUCCAGAUCUCAAUAUUUUUCUAUUACUACGAAACCGACGGCCGAGGGAGUAUAUGGACAGAUUGCGCCGGCUGCUUCGUUCACCACAACCAUUCCGACCCGGGAGUUCUCAUUUUCGUGCCAAAACUCCGGGCGGAAGCCUGGAGGUUCUGCUCCUACAUGUUACUGCACAGCGGGUGAGGAUUAGAGAGAUUUCCAGAGAAGAAUAGGUAUUUCAGGUUGAAUCAUCUGAUUGGAAACAUGGUAGUGCAACUACUCGUAGGGAUACCUUUAGAAGUGGUGCAUAAAGCGUGGAGAAUCGCGCCGCUCUACAUUCUAGCCGUUGUUACGGGUAAUUAUCAAUUUCAUUUCAAGUAACAUUUUCAUGAAUUAUCUCUAUUAUUCUUCAAAUAGAUCAUCUCAGGUUCCCUAUUACAGUACGCUGUAGAUCCUAAUGCGCUGCUGGUCGGUGCUUCUGCGGGAGUUUAUGCUUUAAUCAUGGCUCAUGUUUCCAACGUGAUUUUGGUGAGAAAUUAUCUUUUAAUACAUUUUAUACGAAGUUUCUUUUCACAGAAUUGGCACGAAAUGCCGUUCCGAUGGGUUCGCGUGGCGGUUCUAAGUACCUUUAUUUUAUUCGAUGUUUGUGGAGCAUUAUAUAGACGUUUUGUGAUCAGCCAGUGUGAAUCGGUGAGGAUUGUUUUAAUGCGAUAGGUAUAUUUCUUUGGGUUUUCAAAUGUUCGUUAAAAGUAAUACGAAUGUUUGAGUCGUUUAGGGGAUAUUUUGGGUUUUUGGCUUCGAAAAUAUUCAAAAGAAAACUUUCAGCGCUUUUUAAGUGAGAAAAAUAAGAAAAUUAGCAAAUUCUUCAAUGGGACGUUCAUUAUCCUUCAAAAUACGUUAUUUUUAGAAUUAUAUUUUUCUUCAAAACUUCUACUUAAUUUUGAAAAACUUGAAACCUCAGUUUUGUGAUUUUUUUUGAGUUUCAGAUAUCGAUUCUUGCACACGUCGCAGGAGCCAUUACAGGCCUUUUAUUCGGAUACUUUUCAUUAUACAACGUUGUGGUGAGUGAGGCAAAAGAAACUUUGUAAAAGGAAUCAAUUUUAGGAGCUAAAAUGGGAGAAAAUCGUGAAAUGGGUGGCGUUAGGUCUCUACACGGCUUUCCUAGUGCUAACCGUGACGAUGGCCGUCGUCCGGGUACCCCAUUCCAAGGCAUUAUGGGAGGACUCGUCGUGCUGA
Caenorhabditis auriculariae is the source of this 1905-nucleotide messenger RNA. The record is from the annotation of a GenBank genome assembly. Lineage: Eukaryota; Metazoa; Nematoda; Chromadorea; Rhabditida; Rhabditidae.